This is a messenger RNA of Closterium sp. Naga37s-1, 1122 nucleotides long. The record is from the annotation of a GenBank genome assembly. NCBI's taxonomy places the organism in Eukaryota, Viridiplantae, Streptophyta, Zygnematophyceae, Desmidiales, Closteriaceae.
AUGGCGAUCAUAGUACCACUUCCCUCGCCGCGGUCUCCGCUCCUCCUCGUCCUGCUCGCGCUGCUGCUGCUCUCGUCCGCGCACCUCCCCCUCCGCGCGCGCGCGCAGCAAUGCUCCGCCACAACUCUUUGCGCCGACAACCUCUGCUGCAGCGAGUGGGGAUGGUGUGGCUCCACCCCCGAUUACUGCGGCUCUGGCUGCCAAUCCCAGUGCUCCCCCUCCGCCUCCUCUCCCCCUCCGCCCUCAACCGACUCCCCUCCGCCCCCUGCUGAGCUGAAGUGGAUGGCGUAUUUUGUCAACUGGGCGGGCAUGGACCCAUCGGUCAUCCCUGCUGCCACGCUCACGCAUGUCUUCUACGCCUUUGCAUCCAUCGACCCCACCACAUACCAGGUCAUCCCAUCCAACCCAGCAGUGGACGUGACCGAGGGUCUCUAUCUGCGCUUCAACUCCGCCCUGAAAGAUACCAACCCCGCCAUCAAGACCCUCCUCUCCAUCGGGGGCUAUUCCGCAGGCACCACCGCUUUCGUCAACGCCGCCUCGUCCCCCUCCUCCCGCUCUGCUUUCAUCCAAUCCGCGAUCACCCUCGCCCGAUCGUACAAUUUCGACGGUCUGGAUCUCGACUGGGAGUUCCCAACGGGCAACGCCGCCCUCUUUUCCGCCCUGGUCACGGAUUUCCGGGCGGCGAUUGAAUCCGAAGCCGCUUCGUCUGGAAACCCCAUGCUCCUGCUCUCUGCAGCAGUUUCUGCAUACGAGCCGACAAUCGCUGAAUCCUACGACGUCCCGACACUCAACAGUGCGCUGGACUUUGUAAAUGUUAUGACCUACGAUCUGCAUGGUUCAUGGGAGUUAACCACCGGCAUGCACACUGCUCUGGAGGACCUGAGCAACCCCCAGCUGAGCCUCAAGGGUGCCAUGGCUGCCUGGGUGUCCCGAGGCUUGGCCCCGAGCAAGGCCAUGCUCGGCCUGGCGAUGUACGGCCGAACCUGGACUCUAGCCUCGGCAAGCAGUACUGGGGUUGGAGCUGCGGCCACUGGGCCUGGUCAGCCUGGGUCUAUCAGUCAGGUGAGCUCUUCCCUUUCCUGUUUCUUCUCCGCAGCAUGCUUCUCUCCCUCUCUCACAUGA